Orbicella faveolata is the source of this 2212-nucleotide messenger RNA. RefSeq lists its product as uncharacterized. Lineage: Eukaryota; Metazoa; Cnidaria; Anthozoa; Scleractinia; Merulinidae. The record is from RefSeq and is a predicted model, not a curated record.
CUAUUUCACUAAUGCAUGCCCUGUAGACCUAUCUAUGUCGGUGUUGCUCACAUUUCACCCACCACAGACCAUUUGGCAAGUUACCCAAACUCGUGAUCCCAAUAUCACGUAACCAGCUGAAGCAGUUUGUUUUUCACUAACCUUGAGGAAUUACGGCAUCGCCGAAAUCAUGGCUGUUCAAAAGCAAACUAUGCCUUCCUUUGCUUCUAUUAUUUCUGUUCUCUCCAUUGUGUUUUACUGCGCUGGCUUUUUACGAGUUGAGCUGGAACUACACGAACAAAAUAAAAGGAUAAACGCUCUUGAAAGCGUUGCGAAGGCCAAGUCGCCGUCAAACAAUGCCGACAUGAAGAUAAUCAAGAAUGCUCCUGGUAAGUUUUUCUGCUACAAGCUAGAGUUGACAAACGCAAUGUCUGAACUGAAGUCUCAAAUGAUCCAGAAGUCAAGUAUUUCUGUUUUAGUGCGGUCAGUAGAUUUAACAGUGGUAUCAAGGUUUCCUACAUGUAAGUAUCAAUCUUAUUUCAUGAUAUCAUUUUUGGCCUUCUCCCUAGGAAUUCAAUCCUCUGAACUUAAAAGACACAGCCGUCAAGUAGACUCAAACGAGAACUCGACAGAAGCUAAACACACAGUAGAAACGAUGCUCAAAAUAAACAAACUUUUAUCAGAGGCAAGAGUACAUCUCUGUCAGUCAAAGGGUGUCACGUGCUCCUCAGGUCCCCCAGGCCCUCCCGGUCCACCUGGACCUAGAGGACACAAAGGAGCCCGGGGACGAAGAGGACAGAUUUCUCCUGUGACGUUGACAGUGAACGAAGGUGGAACAGCCUCGUUUCAGUGUUCAGCCAGUGGUAAUCCUGAGCCUGCAGUAGCGUGGAGUAAACUGAACAGUCAGUCACAAAUUACUCGGUCAGCGGUUUCAGAAGGAAAGCUGGAGUUAAAGAAGGUAACCGGAAGUGACUCAGGCGUGUAUCAGUGUUCAGCAACGAACAUCCUGGGGAAUUCACGGGAAGUGGUGCGAUUAGCAGUGAAUGCUCAUCUUCAAGUUUCUCUUCAACCCGGGCCUAUGUACGUCACCGGAGGAGGUAACGUCACCCUAGCAACAUGUCACGUGACCGGAUACCCGGCACCAGUGGUUACCUGGAGGAAGUCGUCUGGUCAGUUACCCAAGGGGAGAGCGCACUAUAACAACAGUGUCUUACAAAUUUCCGAUGUCCGUAAAAGUGACUCUGACGCAUACUUCUGUUCUGCGGUCAACCUUUUAGGAAAUGCUGAAAGGAAAACUCUCUUAGUUGUGGUUUCCCUUCCUGUGUUUACCGUUAAGCCACCUGGAAAGGUGCUUGCUGCUACUGGCGACACUUUGACGUUAAACUGCAGCGCUACUGGUGACCCAAGACCAGUCAUCAGCUGGAAAAGACAAGGAGAAGGACUGCCUGUGGGGAGGAGUGACAGUAUAAACAAUGCACUUAUCUUAACAGAUUUGAAAAAAAAGGAUGCUGGAAACUACAUUUGUGUGGCUACAAGUGCAGGAGUGUUUGAUAUCGAGGCAAUUGCUCACUGUGAUAUGUCUUCUCUUCUGGCAGAUUGUUCUGAUCUGCUAAAAUCAGGCCAUACUAAGAGUGGAUUGUACUCUGUCAACCCAGACGGUAGAGGACACUUUACUGUCUACUGUGACAUGCGCACUGACGGUGGAGGCUGGACCGCCUUUCAGAGAAGACAAGAUGGCUCGGUAGACUUCUAUCGGGGAUGGAACGACUACAAAGCAGGCUUUGGUCAGCUGACUGCUGAGUUCUGGUUAGGAAACGACAAGAUCCACCGUCUGACGGCCUCUAGACGGAGCUCUCUACGAGUGGAGCUGGAGGACUGGAACGGAGUUAAAACGUACGCCAAAUAUGGCAAGUUCAACAUUGGUAAUGAGCAGGCGCAGUAUCGACUUGAAGUGGGUUCAUAUUAGGGUACAGCGGGAGAUUCGUUAGCAUCGCAUAAUAACAUGGCGUUUACGACAAAAGGCCGAGAUAAUGACAGAUCUGGUGCCAACUGUGCUGAACAUAAUACAGGCGCCUGGUGGUACAACGUUUGCUUCAGAUCCAAUCUAAACGGACAACAUCUGGGUGACAAACGUGAUAACCGAGGAGCCAGUUGGAGCGGCUUCAGAGGUUCUCUUUCUCUCAAAUUGACUGAAAUGAAACUGAGGCCGUUAUCGUAGAAAGAAUUUUAGUAA